AUGUAUUUUACCUCAGUUAUACUACUCUCAUCAUUAUUAUUAGUAUUUUCAUUUUUACUUAAUUUUAUUCCAAUUUCCAGUCAUUUAAACGUCUGCCCAAAUAAUAAAACUGUUAUAUACAAUAAUAAUAAUGAAUUAAAUAAAUGUUAUGCAUUACAAUUGAAUUUAGCUAAACAACGUCAUAUUAUUAGAUUAAUUAAACGUGAUCAAUUUACAAUGAAUUUACAAUUAGCAUGUCAUUUAUGUUCAAAUGAUAAUCCAAUACAUUUUCAAUGGUAUCGUAUUCUACGUAAAAAAUAUAAUCAAACAAUAUUUCACUUAAAUAAUAAAACAUUCUAUGAUCAUAAAUGGAUACUGAAUAGAGAUUUACUUGAACCAGUUCUAACCAAUACAAUCAUAAAUGAUCCAUGUUUAAUAAAUGGAACAAAUGAAUUAGUUUAUAAAAAAUUCGAUCCAUAUCAUGAUUCUGGUACUUAUGUAUGUCAAUCAUUAAAUAAUAAUAAACAUCCUUUAAAUUUUAUAUGGUAUCAUAUAGAUUAUAUUAAUGCUUAUACAAAUACAUGGUCUAGAUUAAAUUUACCAUUUAUAGAACGAAUGAAUAAAUCUGUAACUACAUAUAAUCAAUUAAUACAAUUACAAAAAUAUAUUGAAGAAGAAAUGAAUCGGCCAGAAUAUUUUCAUGAUCAAACAUUCAGUUUACUACGUAUUACAUCAAAAUCAUUUCAUAAUUUAACACACUACAAAUAUUGUGGGAAUAUCCAUGUCCAACAAAAUCGUGUUUGUUAUGUACAGAUACCAAGAAAACUACCAAUCCAUAUUGAUAAUAGUAAUAAUAACAUAGAAGAAGUAAGAUUAAUUUAUUUUAUAUUAUUCAAUGGUUUCUAUGAAUUUGGACAAUUUUAUGAUGAUGAUGAUGAUAAUACUAAUCAAUUAAAUUUUCGGCGGUUAUUUAAAAAAUCUUCAGAAAAUUUAGCAACUCAAUUAGGUUUUCAAUUAUUUUUAAAUAAAACUUAUUUAUACAUACCAUGCCAAUAUAAUUUUUUUAAACAAUUACCUAAUUUAAACGAAACAUUUCAACCAUUAAACAUAUUAAAUCUUUAUAUAACUAUUACAUAUCAUUUACAUUGUGUUCAUCAAUUAGAUACAAUAGAAAUGAUGAAUUUACCUUUAAAAUAUGAUGUAACUAAGAUGAAAUUAAAUAUUCAUGAUUAUCAUCAUGUAAAUUAUAUGAAAUUAGAAAAAUUAGCUAUGGAAUAUGAACCAUUCAUAACAUUAGAUUGUUAUCUUACUAAAGAAUAUAUAUGUAACCAUACUACUGCCACUAAUAAUAAUAAUAAUCUCAUUAAAUGGAGUACAACUAAUUUAACAUUUUAUUCACCUACUAUAUUCAAUGAAAGAAUUUAUAUAAAUGAAAAAUGUCAAUUAAUUAUUCAUAAUGUCAAAUUAAUUGAUUCUAAUAUUUAUAAUUGUUACAUAAAAAAUCAAUAUCAAUCAAAUAAUCCAUGGCAACUAAAACUAUCAUAUAGAUUAAAAAUUGAAAAAUCUUAUUAUCAAUGGCCUAGUAAAAAUAAUUUAUUAAUUGGUUUAUUAUUUCUUGUUAUAUAUAGUAUGUUUAUUAUAAUAAUAUGGUUUGUUUUAAUGAUUUAUAAUGUAUAUAUAUUUAAACAAUUAGCGGCGAGACUAUAACUUAUGGACGGACCAACCAGGUAUAAGAUAACAGGUCUUGAAUUUUUGACGCGAAAUUCACUCAACCAUUUGACUUAAUAGUGUGUUAGCAUUUUAGCUAAUGUCAGUUCAUGAUGAAAUCCCUUAAUCUAGUUCCUAACCCUAACCAUCAAAUGUAAAUCAUAA
Schistosoma bovis is the source of this 1851-nucleotide messenger RNA. The record is from the annotation of a GenBank genome assembly. NCBI's taxonomy places the organism in Eukaryota, Metazoa, Platyhelminthes, Trematoda, Strigeidida, Schistosomatidae.